Messenger RNA from Serpula lacrymans var. lacrymans S7.9, 633 nucleotides. RefSeq lists its product as uncharacterized. The record is from RefSeq and is a predicted model, not a curated record. The transcript is spliced from 10 exons. Lineage: Eukaryota; Fungi; Basidiomycota; Agaricomycetes; Boletales; Serpulaceae. The coding region runs from base 1 to 633 and encodes 210 amino acids.
AUGGCCCAGGUCAACAACUUUGUGCAGUCAUCAAAUCUGAUACAAAGCUCCAACAUCGUUAACAAGGCUCAAAAAGCUAUUAUUAGGCAUACUUGGUACAAUGAGACUUAUGAUCAGGCCAGGUCAGACAUGUUUGGUCCAUUCAGACAUGACCACCAUUGCUGGUACCAAGAUAGCUUGAUUGGUGUCCUCAGCCUGGAUGUGCAGGCCAUGCUGUCAUAUCAGGCCAAUUUAGGCCAAAUCAUAUGGUUUGGAAGCUGGAGUGGAUAUGGCACCGACUGUGCUUACAUUAUCAGCAAGCUGAGCGUGCAUUUGUAUGACCCUACAUACUGCUUUAUUUUUGAAAUGCUCUGGAUAGACAUGACCUAUGUCAAAGGCUGCGUAGCCCACUCAAACUGCUACGCAUUUGCCAGCUCGCAUGAAGUCAAUUGUAGCAAGGUCAUAGAUUAUUAUACUGCGACAUAUUUACAUUUGCACAAGCAAGCAGUCCUCUUUUGCUACACGCAAUCUUCUGAAUUAGCUUCACAAGUUAUCUUGAUGGCAUCAUCAAAUCAGAGAUCAGUGGUGCUACCUUCCUUUGCACGCUCCUGUACACACCAUAUAUGUUAUGCCAUAUAUGGUGCCAAAAAGUAA